AAAAAAAGAGCACGCGCAUUUGUCCACCCUGUCCGCCAUGUCAGCCAAAAAUGCUGCAAUUACCAUAUUAUCCCUGAUGAGUCACCGGUUCUCUGACCAAACCAUGGUUGCCCCUAUCUCAUUAUCCAAUACGCUGCGUUUUAAUUUUCCCUCCAUCUAACCCAUAGUUCUCCUCAUCCCAUCGUGUUUCACAGACAAUAACCCUAACUUCAUAAACUCACAGAAUAGAACAAAGAAAGGCGAGGAAAAUUGAGCGAUACUAUGUCUUCAAUGUUUGAAUCUUUCAAGCCCCUUGAAGAUGUGAACGACAACAUGUACAAUCUUUCUCCAAAGCGAGUACGCAGUAACUGUAGGCAUGGAAAGUUGGCUCUGUACACUUCAUGGACCAAAACGAAUCCGGGAAGAAUAUUCCGGCGAUGUCGUCAGUCCAGGACCGAAGAAGAUUGCGGAGCUUUUCGUUGGUACGAUGAGGAGGUAUCGUAUGAGAAUAUCAUGAAGCUCACUGUGCUUUUGGACAAAGUAACAGGAUUGACGGAUCAACUUGAGGAUAGGGAGAAAACAAUUAAGCAGUUUGAAGAGGCUCAAGGAAAAGCUACAAUUGCUUUUACGGAGUUACUGGAUGAAUAUGAUCGACUGCCUAUGUAAUUUGUUCACUAAUUAUCUAUGUAAUUUGUUCGACAUUUAUCUAUGUAAUGUUGUGGUUAUGGUAUCACUAAUUAUCACUAAUUCUCUAUGUAAUUUGUUUGACAAUUAUCUAUGUAAAGUUGUAGUUAUGGUACUACGAACUAUACCUAUGUUUGUGGUAUUGAAACAUUUUGUA
Mercurialis annua (annual mercury) is the source of this 820-nucleotide messenger RNA. RefSeq lists its product as uncharacterized. The record is from RefSeq and is a predicted model, not a curated record. The transcript has 2 exons. NCBI's taxonomy places the organism in Eukaryota, Viridiplantae, Streptophyta, Magnoliopsida, Malpighiales, Euphorbiaceae. Gene Ontology annotation, molecular function: zinc ion binding. The coding region runs from base 262 to 645 and encodes 127 amino acids.